Molecule: messenger RNA, 1778 nt
Organism: Acanthopagrus latus (yellowfin seabream)
Lineage: Eukaryota; Metazoa; Chordata; Actinopteri; Spariformes; Sparidae
Gene: smyd1b
Product: SET and MYND domain containing 1b
Exons: 10
Coding region: 165-1634 (489 amino acids)
Cellular component (GO): nucleus
Molecular function (GO): protein binding; histone H3K4 methyltransferase activity
Source: RefSeq, a predicted model, not a curated record
GCAGUUGUCACUGAAGAACACAGAGGGCGAGGAUUGGUCUACGAGUUCCUCAACUACACCAACGCUGUAUUUAGCUCCUGUGCGCCUCCUCAAACACUCCUCUGUCAUCCGCUCACCGCUGAUCAUCGCUGCUCACCAGCAUCUCAGGAACCAGCGCAGCUACCAUGGAGAACGUGGCGAUAUUUGACUCACCUGGGAAGGGGAGGGGUCUGAAGGCCACCAAAGAGUUCUGGGCAGGAGACGUGAUAUUCUCUGAGCCCAGUCUUGCAGCUGUCGUGUUUGACAGUCUAGCAGAGCGUAUCUGCCACAGCUGUUUCCGCAGUCAGCCGAAGCUACAGAGGUGCGGCCAGUGCAAGUUUGCUCAUUACUGUGACCGAACUUGCCAGCGUGCCGGCUGGGCCGAACACAAGCAGGAAUGCAGUGCCAUCAAAGCCUUUGGCAAAGCACCGAAUGAGAGCAUCCGUUUGGUGGCCCGCAUCUUGUGGCGCCUCGACAAGGACGGGAGCGUCGUGUCUGACAUGCAGCUGACCACGCUGGACGAGCUGGAGGACCACAUCCAGGACAUGGAAGAGGAUGAUCUGAAGGACUUCAAAGUGGACAUCCACAAUUUUGUGGACUACUGGCCCCGGUCCAGCAAGCAGCACAGGAUUGAAGAAGUCUCCCAUAUUUUUGGUGUGGUGAACUGUAACGGUUUCACUGUGAGCGACCAGAGGGGCCUUCAGGCAGUCGGAGUCGGGCUUUUCCCAAAUUUGUGUCUCGUGAAUCACAACUGUUGGCCAAACUGCACUGUGAUCCUCAACCACGGCAAUCAAUCGGCUGUGAAUACUUUGUUUCAUUCUCAACGGAGGAUCGAGCUGCGUUCUCUCGGUAAGAUCGAGGAGGGAGAGGAGCUGAUGGUCUCGUAUGUGGACUACUUGAACCUGUCAGAGGAGAGACAGAGACAGCUGAAGACACAAUACUUCUUUGACUGCACGUGUGAGCACUGCAGGGACAAAAUCAAGGAUGACCUGAAGUUGGCGGGAAGGGAAGUGGAUGGAGUCAAGCCUUCCCCGGAGCAGGUGAAAGAGGCCACAGAUUAUUGUUUUGAAAUGCUGGAGAAGAUGGAAAAGGCUCGAUUAAGAGGCGACUACCAUGAGGUUGUGAGGAUCUGCAGGGACAGCAUCACCAAAACAGAGCCGGUUCUUGCCGACACUCACAUCUACCUGCUGAGGUUGUGGAGCACAUUAAGUGAGGUGCAAGCCUACCUGCAGUACUUUGAAGAUGCGGCGGAGUACGCCCGCAAAAUGGUGGAUGGUUACAUGAAACUGUACCACCCCAACAACGCUGCCCUCGGUAUGGCUGCCAUGCGAGCAGGAGUGAAUCACUGGCAGGCCGGGCUGAUUGAGGUCGGCCACGCCAUGGUGUGCAAGGCUUACGCCAUUCUCAUGGUCACCCACGGGCCAACGCACCCAAUCACCAAGGACCUAGAGGCGAUGCGCAUGCAGACAGAGAUGGAGCUGAGGAUGUUCAAGCAGAACGAGUAUGUUUACCACAGUAUGAGAGACGCUGCUCUGAAGAACAAGCCAAUGACCAUGAUGCAUGAACCCAAGGGUGUGGAGGAGGGCAUCAAGAACCUCUUCCACCGGAAGAAGUAGCCGCAGUCAUUGGACGAUCAAGAAGACCCUCCUAUUGUUUACCAUUACCAGUGUUCUGAGUGUCAGUGUGCGAGUCCACUCAUUUAGUCACGUGGUCAUUUUCUUUUGUAGUUCCACUUUUCAUUAAAAACGUGUCACAACUUG